This is a messenger RNA of Sesamum indicum (sesame), 672 nucleotides long. The record is from RefSeq and is a predicted model, not a curated record. NCBI's taxonomy places the organism in Eukaryota, Viridiplantae, Streptophyta, Magnoliopsida, Lamiales, Pedaliaceae.
AUGAUGAAUCUGGCGCUUAGUCCUGCCACCAGAACAAAAGUAGUGCCGCCGCCAAUCCAGAAUGGUUCAACUCCAGCUACUGUUAAAACCAAACUAUGCAACAAAUACAGCAGGACAGAAGGUUGCAAAUACCAUGAUAAAUUCCACUUUGCUCAUGGGGAGUGGGAGCUUGGCAAACCUAUCAUACAAGCUCAGGAGGAUCCUCGUGCCAUUGGAGCUAUUCCUGGCUGCUUUGUUGCUCGAGCAAAGCCACCUGUACCAGGACCUGCAGGCAGUUUUAGUGCCUCAGCUACUACCAAGAUCAGUGUGGAUGCUUCCCUAGCUGGUGCCAUCAUUGGGAAAGGCGGAGUGAAUUCCAAGCAGAUAAGCCGGCAAAUGGGAGCCAAGUUAGCUAUCCAAGAGCACGAGACAGAUCCAAACCUUAGAAACAUUGAGCUCGAGGGUACAUUUGAACAAAUUAAGCAAGCAAGUGCAAUGGUGAGAGAACUGAUUAUUAGUAUUGGUUCAGUUGGUGGCCCUGCGAAGGCCAUUGGAGGCCCUGGAGGUCAUGCUACCCCCGGGAGCAACUUCAAGACCAUGCUUUGUGAGAACUUCUCCAAAAGGUCCUGCACAUUUGGAGAUAGGUGCCAUUUUGCCCACGGGGCAGCUGAGCUACGCAAAACAGGGAUUUAA